AUGAAAGUUAUUGGUGCUGGUUUUGGUCGAACGGGUACAUUAAGUUUAAAAGUUGCUCUUGAUCAACUCGGUUUUCCAUGUUAUCAUUUUUUUGAAAUUUUUUCUACUCAUCCAUCACAUGCCAAAUUAUGGAUAAAAGCGUACAAGAACGGUACUUUAUCAGAUUGGAAUGAAAUUUUACAGGAUUAUGAAGCUACCACCGAUUGGCCCGCAGCUUAUUUUUAUUUACAAUUGAUGAAACAAUUUCCAGAAGCCAAAGUAAUAUUAACUGUACGUGAUGGAGAAAAAUGGUAUAAAAGUAUAGAGAAUACCGUUAUUCGAAUGCAAAAAGCUUUUCCUGGUCAAUUUUUGUCUCGUUUGAAAUAUUAUUCAAUUUGGAAAAUGGACCAGUUAAUUGUACAUCAAGGUGAAUUUAAUAAUUUAAUAGAAGAUAAAGAGAAAACUAUUCAAGUUUUCAAUUCACAUAUUGAAAAUGUAAUUAAAAACGUUCCAAAAGAUCGUCUGUUAGUAUAUCGUAUUGAAGAAGGAUGGAAACCAUUAUGUGAAUUUUUGAAUGUACCUAUUCCAAAAACACUAUUUCCUCAUUUAAAUGAUACAUUAACGUUUCAACAACGAAUUUAUGAAGCAAACAAAAUUGCAUGGAUUUAUAUUAUAGUUACCUUAUCUAUUAUAUUCGUCUUGUUUGCUUGGUGGUUAAUUUGA
Didymodactylos carnosus is the source of this 702-nucleotide messenger RNA. The record is from the annotation of a GenBank genome assembly. NCBI's taxonomy places the organism in Eukaryota, Metazoa, Rotifera, Eurotatoria, Philodinida, Philodinidae.